AUGACGGAUCAGUCCACGAAGAGACGCGCAGCGGUUAGUGGUCCCGCAGGAUCAGACAGGAAGAGACCCCGGCGCACAAAGCCCGAAAACAGCGACUCGGAUGAGCCCAUUGUGCUCAGCCAGAUCCCCAGUCACCCACCAUCUCCAGCUCUUCCGAGAUCCACCCGUUCGGCCGCUCCCGCCCCGGUCCCAGCCCCAGCUGCUCACCGCGCCGCUCCUACAGUUCCUCCACUGAUCUCCACCGGAUCCGUGAUCGCAACCUACUCGCCCUGUCUCCGGUGCGUCAAGAAAUGGACCGAGGACGACUGGGCCAUCUGCCACCGCGACACUGCCCUCGGGAAGUGUCGUUCCUGCAGCCGAGCCGGUGCGGAAUGCAGUGCGCUUCCGAAUCACUUUUACGGUCCGCUCUCCGCGGCGCAGAAACUCACUGGUGGUGCGCGACGGAGGGCAUGUGCUGGGAUUAAGAAUGCUCUGGAGGCGUAUGAGUGCAAGGAUGAAGAGGAAACACCUACCAAGGAAAAUGCUGGAUCUGGAUCGUCGGGACAAGAGAGGGGCGAGCUGCUAAAGGCGAUCCGGUCGUUGAAUAAGAAUGUGUUUCGGCUGAUGAAUACUAUUCGAGAAGUUCGUGGGAUGGAGCUCAUCUGUGACGAAGAGAUUUGA
Molecule: messenger RNA, 660 nt
Organism: Aspergillus lentulus
Lineage: Eukaryota; Fungi; Ascomycota; Eurotiomycetes; Eurotiales; Aspergillaceae
Source: RefSeq, a predicted model, not a curated record